AUGCCGGCGAAGACGAGAAAGAGAAAGGCGUCUGAAGAAGAGGUGGAUGAAGUUGAAGAAGUCCUUCAGCCUUCAAAGAAGACAGGUCGUGUGACACACAAGAAGCCGAAAGCAGGGCCCAGUACUUUAAAGAAAUCAAAGUCGGCAUCAUCUUCUGCGAAGAAUGCAAAGAGUGAGAUUCGGCGAAAUGCAGAUAGCUUGCUCCGCAUGAUUGAGGACCAGUACAACAAUGCCCAAUCUGGAUUUACUGGAAACAAUUCGUUGAGCUCCAAAAUUUCUGCCAUUCUGCAAGAUGGUCUCGACACACAGAACGUUAUACAUCAAAAGUCGCUUGGUCGCAUCAAAACCUUACAGCAUACCCUAGAUGAGUACGAAGCGGCGAAUGGAGACUCGAUCAAGGUGAGAAAGCCGACGGAAGGGGCCCAGUGGGAGCAAGACGCCAAAGAUGUCACCAAGGUGGAUAAAAAGGCGACGGAUAUUUUAAUACAGACGCUCAAUGGCUUGAUUAUUUCUGGAGAGCACGCCAAGUCGCUUCGAUCACCACCACGCUCUGGUGAUGAUAUCGAACAGGCUGCUUGGCGGUGGAUAGAAGGCGGAAUUCCACCCGCAGAUGAUACAUGGGGAUCGAGCGCACGAGAAACUUUGAAGGCUUUUGCGGGAGUUGCAAAGCUUCUUUUGUAA
Trichoderma breve is the source of this 681-nucleotide messenger RNA. RefSeq lists its product as uncharacterized. The transcript is spliced from 4 exons. The record is from RefSeq and is a predicted model, not a curated record. The coding region runs from base 1 to 681 and encodes 226 amino acids. Lineage: Eukaryota; Fungi; Ascomycota; Sordariomycetes; Hypocreales; Hypocreaceae.